AUGGCCCCGGGAGUGCAAUUGGACUCAACGCCGCUCCGGAACGUGGAGUUGCCCCCUGUUGCGCGAUCUGAACCGGUCCUUCAGCCCGGCUUCCAGCACUUGGACUUGGUCAUUGCGCAUUGCCACAAGUCCCUGCGAUGGAUCGAAAGCUUCCUAGCUUCGAGGCAACUCUCCAACGUGACCAUCUUCAGUAAAUGCAAUCGCUCCGUUGAUGGUGCCCCUGCUAACGCUCGGAUCGUUCCUCUGCAGAACGUCGGCCGCUGCGACCACACUUACGCACACUGGCUGGCAGAGCAGGGGCACCGAGUACCGGCCGACCGACAACCCAAUGACCUCAUCCUCUUCUUGAAGGACAACAACAACAAGUACCGAUCCAACGUGGAUGUCGCCAUCCCUCUCGAUGACAUGAUCCAAACAGCAACUGCCGGACCUCGCUUCGCGUGCGGACGUCGGGUCGAGCAGUAUGAUGGUCGACAAGCCGGGGUGUAUCACUUGAAGGAGGCCAUGGGUCACUUCACGCUGAAGCAAUAUGCCGGGCAUUCGCACAAGCCGCAGAGCCGUGAAGGACAGACUUUUCGAUCUGGAUACGCAUCGAUGGUGAGCUGGAUGGAGGCCAUGGACAUCAACAGCUUCUUGGAGAAUCAGACAGUUGUGCCUGUGUGCUAUGGCGGUGUAUUUCUGACCACGUACUCGCAGAUCGCCAGCCCACCUCCAGGUGUUUGGAAGCGGCUUGAAGAGUCCCUGUCGCGCGAUGAUAACAUUGAGGAAGGACAUUAUGCCGAAAGGUCCUGGGCAGCCCUGCUGUCUAUGCCACUGACAUUGCAGCAAGAACUGGAUGCCCUGCGCCGCGCACAUUUAGUUGAAGACAAGUCCUGGUUCAGGGGCAUGAUCUUGGGUCCGCUGAUUGAAACAACCGCCCCACUUCCAGAAGCGAAGCCUUCUGACGCUCCUUUGGCCACGUGA
Symbiodinium sp. CCMP2456 is the source of this 963-nucleotide messenger RNA. The record is from the annotation of a GenBank genome assembly. NCBI's taxonomy places the organism in Eukaryota, Dinophyceae, Suessiales, Symbiodiniaceae.